Molecule: messenger RNA, 642 nt
Organism: Pipistrellus nathusii (Nathusius's pipistrelle)
Lineage: Eukaryota; Metazoa; Chordata; Mammalia; Chiroptera; Vespertilionidae
Source: the annotation of a GenBank genome assembly
AUGAGUCCCGCAGCGCCGGUCCCGCCUGACUCCAUCCUGGGAAGUCCUUUUGAAGAAAUGGCCCUGGUGAGGGGCGGCUGGCUGUGGAGACAGAGCUCUAUCCUUCGCCGCUGGAAACGGAACUGGUUCGCCCUGUGGCUGGACGGGACCCUGGGCUACUACCACGACGAGACCGCGCAGGACGAGGAGGACCGUGUGCUUAUCCGCUUCAAUGUCCGCAGCAUAAAGAUCGGCCAGGAGUGCCACGAUGUGCAGCCCCCCGAGGGCCGGAGCCGCGACGGGCUGCUGACCGUGAGUCUCCGGGAAGGCUCCCGCCUGCACCUGUGCGCGGACACCCAGGAUGACGCCGUAGCUUGGAAGACUGCACUGCUGGAGGCGAAUUCCACCCCGGUGCGCGUCUACAGCCCGUACCAGGACUACUACGAGGUGGUGCCGCCCAAUGCGCACGACGCCACUUACGUUCGGAGCUACUACGGACCGCCCUACGGACAGCCCUACCCAGGCCCCGGAGGCGUCACGCACGUGGUGGUGCGGGAGGACCCCUGCUACAGCUCAGGAGCACCGCUGGCCAUGGGCAUGCUCGCGGGGGCGGCCACCGGGGCGGCGCUGGGCUCGCUCAUGUGGUCGCCCUGUUGGUUCUGA